Molecule: messenger RNA, 3842 nt
Organism: Phyllopteryx taeniolatus (common seadragon)
Lineage: Eukaryota; Metazoa; Chordata; Actinopteri; Syngnathiformes; Syngnathidae
Product: Ig-like V-type domain-containing protein FAM187A
Exons: 6
Coding region: 2487-3773 (428 amino acids)
Source: RefSeq, a predicted model, not a curated record
AACCUACCAAGCAUGUUUUUGCCCGGAGAAAACCCACACAGGGCACGGGAGAACAUGCAAACUCCUCACAGGCGGGGCCUGGGAUUGAACCCCUAUCCUCAGAACUGUGAGGCAGACACUCUAACCAGUCGCCCCCACCAUGCCGCCAUUGCAAAAAUUCACUCAUUGUGAAUUUGAUGCCUGCAACAUGUUCCAAAAAAAGCUGGGAUCACCUUUCCUUUUAACUCAAUAACACUCAAUAAGUGUUUGGGAAGUGAGGACACUAAUUGUUGAAGCUUUGUAGGUGGAAUUCUUACCCAUUCUUGUUUGAUGUACAACUUCAUUUGCUCAACAGGCCAGGGUCUCCGUUGUCGUACUUUGCUCUUUAUCAUGUGCCACACUUUUUCAAUGGUCUGGUCUGAUGUACUACAAAGCCACGCUGUUGUAACCUGUGCGGAAUGUGACUUGGCAUUGUCCUGCUGAAAUAAGCAGGGACAUCCAUGAAAAAAAAACGAUGCUUGGAUGGUAGCAUAUGUUGCUCCAAAACCUGCAUGUACUUUUCAGCAUUAAUGGUGCCUUCGCAGUUAUGCAAGUCACCCAUGGGGUAUGGGCACUAACACACUCCCACACCAUCACAAACACUUUUCCACUUUGCGUCAGUCCAUCUCAGAUGAGCUGGGGCCCAGAGAAGCUGGCAGAGUUUCAGGAUGUUGUUGAUACAGUAUAUGGUUUUUGCUUUGCACAGUAGAGCUUUAACUUGCAUUUGUAGGUGUAGCGAUGAACUGUUUGAUCUAACAAUGGUUUUCUGAAGUGUUCCUGAGCCCACGUGGCAAUAUCCUUUUCAGAGUGAUGCUGGUGUUAAAGGCACUGGUUUCUUUUGACCUUUUGACGAUAUUAUGGACCGUUGAUGAUGAAGUCUGUAAAUUCCUUGAAAUUGGAUGUUGAGAAAUGUUCUUAAACUGUUGGGACUAUUUGGUCAUGCAGUUGUUCACAAAGUGGUGAACCUUGCCCCACGCUUGCUUGUGAACACAAAGAGCCUUUCGGGGAUGCUCCUCUUAUACCCAAUCAUGACACUCACCUGUUUCCUAUUAACCUGUUCACCAGUGGAACGUUCCACACAGGUGUUUAUUUUGUUUUAGCAUUCCUCAUGUUUCCCAGGGUUCUCCCCGUGGAUGCGUGGGUUUUCUCCGGAAACUCUGGUUUCCUCCCACAUCCCAAAAACAUGCAUGGUAGGUUUAUUGAAGACUCUAAAUUGUCCGUAGGUGUGAAUGUGAGUGUGAACGGUUGUUUCUUUGUAUGUGCCCAGUGAUUGGCUGGCAACCAGUUCAGGGUGUACCCCGCCUCUCUCUCAAGACUCAGCUGGGAUAGGCUACAGCUCACCCGUGACCCUAGUGAGGAUAAGCGGUACGGGAAAUGGAUGGAUGGAUGGAUAAGAAAAACAAUAAUGUAUAGUUUAAAACGAUUUUUUUGGGGAUCCCUCAAAUUUUAGGGGUGCUGGGAUUCAUUUUAAGGGGUGCUUAAGAACCCCUCAAAAUGGGCUAGAAACGCCAUGUACAUAAAUAACAUCAGAUGUCAGUGGAAUCAAGAAGUACCUUUACAAAACCAUCCGUGCAUAUUUUUUAAAAUCAAGGCUCGCGAUUUAUGAAGUCAUUUAAAUUCAACUCAGAAGUGGGAAAAGGCUGGUUAGGAAUCUGAAGAAUCUGAAUUCCCCAACUAAAAUAAGAGAAUGCGCCAUGUACUGAAGACACUUGUUCUUAUUUCCAUAACAAGAAGGAAAAACAAUGAUAUGAGAGGGGUGCGUUAUAAGGAUUCCCACACAGUUUCUAGGCGGGACACGUCCUGCUCCAAUAUUACUGGCUCCAGCACACGCGCCACUGCACUAUGAUUGACUGUUGAAUCCUUGUAGAGCACGCCCUACUGCUUCCAGACGGCAAAAGAAGUAUGUGACUGAAGUGUGGCCCUAACCCACCCUAAUCCUAACCUUAACCUAUCCUAAACCGCCUUAGCCCCAACCCUGUCCCUAAACCUAACCAUAACAAACGUCUUUGUUUUAUUUCGAGCAAACUUGCGUAACCUGCCCUUCCCGCGACGCAGGAGCCAAUCGUGUUGCAGUAGGGCGUGUCCUGCCUGGAAAUUUAGUGGGAACCCAAUAACCCCAGGCGUACUUCUGCGCUUCACUUCUGACGUGAAAUGUUAAAUAUGUGACGUCAGGACGCAGCGCAAACCUACGUCAAGACAAAGUGGUAUGUGUUAGCAACUAACUUAAGAGAGCUUGUACAAUAGUUGAGUAUCUUGAGUAUAUGAGUAUUUCUUUUGAACCUGUUAGUUCAUGGAGACGUACGUCAGUUCGGAGCAUCAAUAAAAGGACGCGGGGUGCCUAACUUCAAUGAGAUGACCAAUUCAAAUCACGCUCUUCCACUAUUUGACUAUGUGACCGCUUUUAAAGCAAAUAGACGGCCAACGGGUCUUAGGUCCUAAGCCUGACCCUCUCCAAGAGAGGCCUGUGCAUGUUUCCCCCCUUCAUUCUCCUCCUCCUCCUCGCCAAGGCGUGGAGCUAUGAGGCCCCCAAGGAAAAGCAGGAUGUGUUUGCAAAAAAAGCUUGCCCAGCUUUCCUGCUCUUCUUCAACACCGCCUACCAGGCAGGGGCCACAGUGGAGCUGCCGUGCCACUGUAAGCCCGAAGAGAUCCAGUCAGUCGUUUGGUUCUUCAGGAAGCACCAGUCCAACUCAGAAGAGACCAGAGCCCUGACCGAUUACCAUGGGAACAAGCUGCUGGACUCCAAUCGAAUCCCCCACAGUGCCGACCUGCGGAGUCGCUUCUCAAUUCGUCUCUUCAGCCUUCUGAUCUUUCGAACAGCUGUGGACGACUCGGGUGUUUAUAUCUGCGGAUCGGCUCAGGGCGACUACUUCUACGCCUAUGAUCUGGACAUCCAGGAGGUGCAGAAGCUCAGCUUCACGUCAAGGCUCACUCCUGAAAGUAAGAGCAACUCGAUGGAAGACGUAAAGGGACAAAUAUCUGGUCAGCUGCUCUACCAAGUCUUCACCACUUUCCGUCCAUGGUCACGGUGCGAUCGCUGUGGCAUGCAGGGCGAGCAGGUCAGAGUGGGGCUCUGCUACGUCCGCUCCCGGUUCCUGCACGUGCGCUACAGGCGGGUCAACCACACCGUGGCGUCCUGCGGCUCAGGGGCGGUGCCUCAGGCAUUCAGCCACCUGAAGCAAAGCAGAGCUGGAGCCAGGCUGGAGGUCAGAAGCUGCCAUGUGACUUGUCCAACAGAAGCGCCACCCCCUUCCAAACUGGAUAAAUUUAUGGCAUUUGUGGGGCACAGUUCUGAUUCCAUGAAGACACAGGAGAUACAGGUUUCCUACCUGAAUCACCCAGCGGACCAAAUCCUUACCCUCGGCUGCCCAGGGGCACGGCCAUACAUGGCAGUGGCGUGGGACAGAGGAUCUGAGCCCAUUUAUCGAUCACAGAGUUUGGUAGGACAGGAUGCAAGCAUCAUGUCUCCGAGGCUUCAAAUUGAUGCUGGACAUCAUCUGGUCUUCACUCCUGCUCAGCUUCAGGACUCUGGUGUCUACUACUGCUGGCUGAAGGGGCGCCGUGUGGCUGAGAUACACCUGCUGGUCUACCCCCAUUUCAGGCCGGGCAUGUUCUUCACAUCUCAUCCAGACUUGCCCUUGGCCUUGGAGAUAGUUUUAAAAUCGUAUGCUGCCAUGACAGCAGUGUUCUGCCUAUUGCUCCUCCUUCGAGUCUGCAUUAGACAGCUGCGGAGGGACACACAUAUCGACCGAACUUAAUCAAGGUGCAACCUUUUAGUUUGAAUUGUAUUUGUAUUGAAUAAAAUCAUCAAGUUUUGAAAGACAUUA